Messenger RNA from Penicillium odoratum, 2013 nucleotides. RefSeq names its product arylsulfotransferase. The record is from RefSeq and is a predicted model, not a curated record. NCBI's taxonomy places the organism in Eukaryota, Fungi, Ascomycota, Eurotiomycetes, Eurotiales, Aspergillaceae. The coding region runs from base 1 to 2013 and encodes 670 amino acids. The transcript is spliced from 2 exons.
AUGGUUCGCUUUCGAUUUCGAUUGUCCUCUUUAACAUGGGGCCUUACACUGGCGAGCGCGGUGAAGGCAGAUUUCGUAUCGACGGAUUACGACGGAUAUAAUGAUGGAGAUCUGGGACAUCGACCACAUCUGGAAUUUCAUUCCAGCGACGAAUUUACUCCCGUGUUACAGGCUUCUGUGUGGAAUCAGAGUGCGAUUUCUGAUACGGGGUCACAUAUCUUUAUUAAGCAUGAUGGAAAUACAACAUCGCCACUUUCAUCACCGCUGAUUCUUGAUGCCAAUGAUUUAUCCGCCGUCUAUUUGAAUCGCUCUUUCGAAAAUGUGUUUGGCACUCGCGUCCAGGAGAAUCGGGGGAAGAAAUACCUCACUUUCUGGGAAGGCCAAAAAGGAAACGGGAUUGGGGAUGGGUAUGGUCUUGCCUUUGAUGAGACCUAUCGGCUGGUGUAUAAGAUUUCUGCACAGAAUAUCAAGGUGCAUAGUGAUCUGCAUGAAUUCGCAUUUACAGGGAAUGGGACGGCCCUGGUUACAGGCGUGGACAAAGUACGUGCACGGGGCAGUUCUUUGGAUCCAAGUUGGAAGGCUCCUUCAUAUUUCGGGAUUUUGAACGCCAUCUUCCAGGAGAUCGAUCUCGAGACGAAUGAAGUGCUUUUCGACUGGCGUGCACUCGACCAUAUAAACCCCAUGGAAUCACAUGAGCCUCGAGGUAUGGGCUGGGAUGCCUACCACCUGAACAGCAUUGAAAAGACCAAAGCAGGCAACUAUCUUAUCUCAAUGCGCCAUACACAUUCAAUAAUGCUUAUCGAUGGCCAGAGUGGCGAAAUUAUCUGGACACUGGGCGGUCGACGCAAUGACUUUGUCGAAUUAUCACCUGCCGAUGGAAUGGAAGAUGCUGAGCCCGUUCUUUCCAUGGCCUGGCAACAUCAUGCACGUUUUGUACCCGGCACGGACGAGACGGAGAUAACGCUUUUUGAUAACCAUGUCGAAGACACGUCGCAUGGUAUCUGCGAUACGGAAUGCUCGCGUGGUUUGCACAUCGCCGUCAACACUACAGCCUCGCCGCCAAAUGUCCGGCUUCUCCGCGAAUUUCAGCAUCCGUCACAACUUCAGGCCCAAAGCCAGGGGAGCGUGCAGGUUCUCUCGCACAAAGCCGGGGAUAAAGACCUCGGUAACGUGUUUAUCGGAUGGGGGAGAUGUCCUACAUUCACAGAGCAUAGUUCAACAGGAGAAACGGUGAUGGAUGUACAGUUUUCACCAUGGCAUAGCCUGGAGAUCCCCGAUGCAUUGGAUAAUUACCGUGCCUACAAGAUGGACUGGGUUGCCGAGCCGUGGUGGGAUCCGUCCAUUGCGCUACGGAUGAGCCCUAAGGGUGAGCUAGUCGUCUAUGUGAGCUGGAACGGGGCGACAGAGGUAGCGGAGUGGGUGGUGAAAGGCAUUGAAGCGGGACAGGCGUUGAACACCAAAGGCCAGGUGGUGACGAGGUCCGUUCGCACUGGCUUUGAGACCAAGUUGAUAAUUGUGGAGGAAAAGAAGAGUUGGCGAUACAUCUGGGCCGAGGCUAUGGAUGCGGAUGGAAAUACUCUUCGGUCCAGUCAGAUUGUGGACUUGGAAGGUACAUCAUUGCCCAUUGCCGUUGAUGCUUUUGACGAGUCUAACUCGACCUUUGCUGGUUUCCUCGCUGCAGAGAAAGCUUUGAAACUGAAAUUGAAGCACCCGCGUAGAGGAUUGUCUAAAACAGCGAUCGCUUUACUUGCAUCUGGGCUGAGUGUUGCUGGCGUGGCUAUCAUUGCUGCUGGUGUGUUCUGGUGGUAUCGAAGGAGAGAUUACAAUCGCGUGGAAGCUGAAGACUUUGCUUUGGAGUCAGACAAGUUUGCAUUGGAGUCAGACGACAGUGAUGUCGAUGGUGAUGAAGAGGAGAAUGAUGACGGGCAACAUGAUUGUAAUGGAUCAAGAGCCGAAAGUCAGGCUCUUGUCUCCAACACAGAGGAGAGAGGACUAAUCAGGUUUUGUAAAUAG